This is a messenger RNA of Aedes aegypti (yellow fever mosquito), 2264 nucleotides long. RefSeq names its product nucleolar GTP-binding protein 2 (gene Ns2). The transcript has 2 exons. The coding region runs from base 179 to 2200 and encodes 673 amino acids. Gene Ontology annotation, molecular function: GTP binding. Gene Ontology annotation, cellular component: nucleolus. NCBI's taxonomy places the organism in Eukaryota, Metazoa, Arthropoda, Insecta, Diptera, Culicidae. The record is from RefSeq and is a predicted model, not a curated record.
GAACAAUCUUAGUCACAGGGUAUGGCACUGCAGCGACGCGGUGCAUCGUCGUCGUUGUUUUGAAUUUUGACGUUUCUCAGCAAAACAUCUUCCACCACGUUUUCAGCAAUCGAACCGUUUCUGUGCGGCGAUCGUCAAUUUGUAAUCGAGGCGAAAGUGUCCGUUCACCGCUAGCAAGAUGCCGAAAGUGAGCUCCCGUUCGGGGCCGCCCCGUAAACUGUCGACGAAUAAGUCGGGUCAUUCGAUGAACCCGGAACGCUCGACCGAGGGCUUGAAGGGAGUGGCCAAGCCCCGAACUAAAUCUACCAUCAAGCGUCUGCAGAUGUAUAGGAACUUCAAGGCCAAGCGGGAUCGGAAGGGAAAGAUUUUGACUCCGGCACCGUUCCAGGGAUGGGUCGCCAGUGGGACAGUGGCCCGAGUUGAACCUUCGCCAAAGUGGUUCGCGAAUUCACGGGUUAUCUCCCAAAGCUCGCUGCAGAAGUUUCAGGAAGAGAUGGGUAAGGCUAUCAAAGAUCCGUACAAGGUGAUAAUGAAGCCUACGCAGCUUCCGAUUACGUUGCUGAACGAGACGGCGAGGUAUCAACGGGUGCAUCUGUUGGACACGGAAAGUUUCGAUACGACUUUUGGUCCCAAGACGCAACGGAAGAGGCCAUCGUUGAAGGUACGUGAUUUGGAGGAUUUGUCCAAGAACGCAGAGGAUCUUGCGGAUCGGUACGAUGAGGGCAAAGAUCGUGACUUGGAGCGGGAAGAUGAGGGAGUGAAGGAUCAGGUACGGGAGUGGAUCUUCGCUGCCGGGCAGAGUAAACGUAUUUGGAACGAGUUGCAUAAGGUGAUCGAUUCGGCGGAUGUUCUGCUGCAGGUUUUGGACGCUAGGGAUCCAAUGGGAACACGUUCGAAGUAUAUUGAAGGAUUCUUGAAGAAGGAGAAACCGCACAAGCAUCUGUUCUUCAUUUUGAACAAGGUGGAUUUGGUUCCGAUUUGGGUAACUCAGCGUUGGGUGGCUUUGCUUAGUAAGGAAUACCCCACGAUUGCAUUCCACGCUUCAUUGACGCAUCCUUUCGGAAAGGGAGCUUUGAUCAAUCUUCUUCGCCAGAUCGGAAAACUGCACGUGGACAAGAAGCAGAUCAGUGUGGGCUUUAUCGGCUAUCCGAAUGUCGGCAAAUCGUCGGUUAUUAACGCGCUGAGAAGCAAAAAGGUGUGCAAAGUGGCGCCAAUUGCCGGAGAAACGAAGGUUUGGCAGUACAUUACACUAAUGAAGAGGAUUUUCCUGAUUGAUUGUCCCGGAGUGGUAUAUCCGACGGCUGAAACCGACACCGAGAAAGUACUCAAAGGUGUCGUUCGCGUAGAGUUGGUUAAUAAUCCGGAAGACUACAUUGAAGAAGUGCUUAAGAGAAUCAGGAAGGAAUACCUCCUGAAAACCUACGGCAUUACCGACUGGAGCUCACACAUUGAUUUCCUUGAGCAGAUAGCUAAAAAGUCUGGAAAGCUGUUGAAGAAGGGUGAACCAGACGUGCAGACAGUGGCCAAGAUGGUUCUGAAUGAUUGGCAGCGUGGUCGAUUGCCAUUCUACGUGCCUCCAGAGGGAUUCGAGAUUCCCAAAUCCGUCCUGGAUCAGACCGUGGAUGGAGAAAAGGCUGCCACGGAAGACGACCAGAAGAGUACCUUCUCGGGAGUAACAGCUACUCCCACGAUUCCCGAUUCAAUCAAAAAGGGUAAGGAACUGUUCCAGAUUCAGGACUUCCGCAAGAUCAAGGUUAAUUUGGAGUUCGAAAGCGAAGACGUUCGUGAGAUUGACAAAAUCGAUUUGGAACUGUUGGAGAAGCUCAAAGAAGAGAAGAAACAAGAAGCCAAGAAGAAGAAACAGGCCAAGGCUCAGAACCAGGAGAACGAAGAUGAUGAAGAUUCGUCCGGAAUUUCCGACUUUUACUCGGAGGAUGAGUAUGACGAAGAAAUGGAAAAGGUGGUCCACAAAAGUGCCAAGGGCAAGGCUGCUGACAAGGGCAAAACGAAAUCCGCCAGUGGUAAUUUCGACGUGGAAGAAGACGCUACCCAGGAAACCGCGAAGGGUCUUCCUAAGAUGACCGCUAAGCAGCGAAGGGCCGUUGAGAGGGCAACCAAGCGCAAGAAGAUCGGCAGCAACUUCUACGAAACGCAUAAUGUCAAGAACCGGAAUCGGAACAAAAAGCCGAAGGCGCCCUGAAGGUGGAUUCUCUAGCAUUACUUUAGUGUAAGACAUUGUGUAAAAUAAAACUUUAUUUCAAACA